This is a messenger RNA of Jaculus jaculus (lesser Egyptian jerboa), 1831 nucleotides long. RefSeq names its product RNA pseudouridine synthase domain containing 1 (gene Rpusd1). The record is from RefSeq and is a predicted model, not a curated record. The coding region runs from base 598 to 1125 and encodes 175 amino acids. Gene Ontology annotation, biological process: pseudouridine synthesis. Lineage: Eukaryota; Metazoa; Chordata; Mammalia; Rodentia; Dipodidae. The transcript is spliced from 5 exons. Gene Ontology annotation, molecular function: RNA binding; pseudouridine synthase activity.
GCGCGCGCCACCCAGGCCAAGACCUGGCUCUAGGGGUCCAGGCUCUGCGAGCCCGGGGUCGCGGGGUUGGCUCUCGUGCUGGGAUUCAGUGGCAUCGGCCCCUAGGCCCGGCUGCAGAGCAGUGACUUCCUGGUGGUGAACAAGCACUGGGACCUACGCAUCGAUAGCAAGACCUGGCGUGAGACCCUGACCCUACAGAAGCAGCUUCGACAUCGCUUCCCAGAGCUGGCUGACCCUGACACCUGCUAUGGGUUCAGGUACACAGUACUCACUCAGAGUCUCCUGGCAGUGUCCUUCAGAGGGAAGCUGCUCAAUCACUGGACUUUACCUUCUGCCUUGAAGGCCAGAAUAGGAUAGGGUCCACCCACUGCUGCUCCUCCACCCCUCCCCAGGUUCUGCCACCAGCUGGAUUUCUCCACAAGUGGGGCGCUGUGUGUGGCCCUGAACAAGGCAGCUGCAGGCAACGCUUACAGAUGCUUCAAGGAGCGUCGUGUCACUAAAGCCUACCUAGCACUGGUCCGGGGUCAUAUCCAGGAAAGCCAGGUGACCAUCAGCUAUGCCAUUGGCAGGAACAGCACAGAGGGGCGGACUCACACUAUGUGCAUUGAGGGCACACAGGGUUGUGAAAACCCAAAGCCAAGUCUGACAGAGCUGCUGGUCCUGGAACAUGGGCUGUAUGCUGGAGACCCUGUGUCCAAGGUGCUGCUGAAACCACUCACAGGCCGGACUCACCAGUUACGUGUGCACUGCAGUGCCCUGGGCCACCCUGUUGUGGGGGACCUUACUUACGGUCAGGCCAAGGACCAGGAGGACCAGCCCUUCCGCAUGAUGCUGCAUGCCUUCUACCUACGCGUCCCCACCCAGGCUGAGUGUGUGGAGGCCUGUACACCUGACCCUUUCCUGCCCGCCCUGGAUGCUUGCUGGAGCCCCCACACCCUGGUGCAGCCACUUGACAAGCUUGUGGAGGCCCUGCGGACUGAUCCUGAUCCCACAGCAGAGGGGCAUAGGCCCUGCAGCCCCUCUACACCCUUACCUGGGCCAGGCCGGCCCCCUCCGGAGACUGCGGCACAGCGAGCUUCAUGCCUGCAGUGGCUGUCAGAGUGGACACUGGAGCCAGACAACUGAAAGCCUUUGAGCUUGGACAGUGAGGGCUGCUGGACUCAGCAGACAGGCAACUGUGAUUGCUAGAAGACAGGGCACUUAGGCUGUGGGACAGAUGCCUGGAAGACAGUGCUUGCUCCUGGUAUCCUCUAGAAGAAAUUGACACUCGUCCUUCUAAAACAGCUUUCUGCCUCCAGAGCUCCACCCCAGGCUUGCCCAAGGUGCCCCCCUGCUGAGAGGGGCAAAGCUAGGAGCUAGGCUCCUCCUGGGCCCCACAUAGGGGCUGGGAGAGGCUAUCCUGGCCUUGGCCCAGACCCACUCGGGUCCUGCAAUGUGAGCUCUUUGACCCACUCUGACCCUGUAACUCUCUAGCUGGCUGGACUCUGUCUCAUGCGGCCUCCAGCCUGCCUCUUGCUGCUUCCCACUGCCUCGUGCCUUUGCCUUUGAUGAACUCUUUAGGGACCUGCAUCUAGUGCACAUCCAUAGCAGUGCCCUCCUCACACACCCAUCCCUCCAGGCCGGGCACGGAUGCUGCUUCUGCUGUGUGGCUCCUGGCUGCAGCUCCUGCCAUGUUGCCACCUGUCUGGCUCCCACCCAGCCAUGAAAUGUCAAUGUCAGUCUUUGGGUUCUAACCUAGGAACCCACUGGGCCUCACCUGCUGACCCCAGACACAGCCACACCACCCUCGCUGUAGCUGUGGUUCAGAUUACAAAUAAAUGUUUAAUGACCA